AAACAGCCAGAGAGUCCUCCUCAUGUGGAUGUUGUGGGUAUGGAUCUAACUUCGUAUGGUUACACGCUCAUCUACACCUGCCAAAUGGGCUUCUUUUUGUCUGGGGGCUCUGAGCACCGGGUCUGCAAGUCCGAUGGAACCUGGACUGGAAAGAUGCCUGUGUGUCGAGCGGGCUCCAAACUCUCUGAAAAGCCUAUUAAACCAGUCCCAGGGACACCGAGUCCGAAGCUAAAUGUUCCUGAUGAUGUAUUUGCCCCUAACUACGUCUGGAAGGGCUCAUACAACUACAAGGGAAGAAAACAACCAAUGACUUUGAGUAUCACAAGCUUUAAUACAACCACGGGUAGAGUUAACGUCACAUUAACGAGCAGCAACAUGGAACUACUGCUUUCAGGUGUCUAUAAGAGCCAAGAAGCACGUCUGAUGCUGCUGGUGUAUCACGUGAAAGCGUCCUCACCCACCACACUCAGCAAGAUCAAAGAAGAGCAGUGGACCCUGGAUGGAUUUGUGUCUGCUGAACCAGAUGGGUCCACAUAUGUCUUUCAAGGCUUUAUACAGGGUAAAGACUACGGCCAGUUUGGCCUGCAAAGGCUAGGUUUGAAUAUGUCGGAAAGUAAUAAUUCUUCAAAUCCACCACAUGGUACAAACAGUAGCUCUGUGGCCAUAGCAAUCCUUGUGCCUUUUUUCGCCCUGAUAUUUGCAGGCUUCGGAUUUUAUCUCUACAAGCAGCGGACUACUCCAAAAACCCAGUACACAGGCUGUUCAGUUCACGAGAACAACAACGGGCAGGCCGCUUUCGAGAACCCCAUGUACAACACCAAUGCAAAGUCCGUGGAAGGCAAAGCUGUCCGAUUUGACCCCAAUCUGAACACAGUCUGCACAAUGGUAUAAUUAGGUCCGCCUGACUCGAAAACAUCUGUGGAGUUUUUUUGUUUUUUCAUUUAAGGAUUUUUGCUUUGUUUUUUUUAAAUGGAGGUGGAAACAAUAGCAUUACAGUCAUGGACGGAUUUGUCUGAGACUCACAGAGGAUGUCUAGCACAAACGCUGUUGCCCUUUCUCUGAUAUAUAAAGCACACUCUUCAGGAACCAUUUGACCAUGUGCGUCCGCGGAGGACAUGUAUGAAAUAUGAAACACGAAACACAUUGUCAUGGGGGAUUUUUUUUUUGAAGACUCACUCUAAAAAGCUUCUUCAUGACGGAAAGCAUGAAGAGAUUCUUCUGCUACCUUAUUCACACUCCGUGAGUGCUUCUUCACAGUUGACUGGGUAUUUUUUUAGGGGAAAGGGAUCUGUAAAUCUACUUGCAUAUAUAUGAGGAGCAUUCACCACCUAUAUUUUUGUGCUAUAUAUUACCACAUGGGAGAGGCCAAGAGAGAACUAUUCUAGCAAGAGUUUAUGAUGAGAUUCACAUCGACCGAUACAUUAUUUCCCUGAUUGUUUUGUACGGUACA
This is a messenger RNA of Sinocyclocheilus grahami, 1450 nucleotides long. Its product is annotated as CUB and sushi domain-containing protein 3-like. NCBI's taxonomy places the organism in Eukaryota, Metazoa, Chordata, Actinopteri, Cypriniformes, Cyprinidae. Bases 40 to 891 code for a protein of 283 amino acids. The transcript is spliced from 7 exons. The record is from RefSeq and is a predicted model, not a curated record.